Messenger RNA from Daldinia vernicosa, 1170 nucleotides. RefSeq names its product GTP-binding protein GTR2. Bases 1 to 1170 code for a protein of 389 amino acids. Gene Ontology annotation, molecular function: GTPase activity; GTP binding. The record is from RefSeq and is a predicted model, not a curated record. The transcript is spliced from 3 exons. Lineage: Eukaryota; Fungi; Ascomycota; Sordariomycetes; Xylariales; Hypoxylaceae. Gene Ontology annotation, cellular component: nucleus; fungal-type vacuole membrane; Gtr1-Gtr2 GTPase complex. Gene Ontology annotation, biological process: cellular response to amino acid stimulus; cellular response to starvation; regulation of autophagy.
AUGUCUUCUCGGCUUCGUGGUUUGGACGCGUUCGACCCCGACGUUGCCGGGGAACAACCACAUGGGACACCGUCUAGUCUUGCGCAACAGGCUCUAACGCGUGUAUAUGAACAGGACCAAAGGCUACGGAAAAAUGGAUCGAGGGUGUCCGAUCAACCCCCAGAUCUGUCAUCGAAAGGGAAACCUAGGUUGCUCCUGAUGGGGCAGAGAAGGAGUGGUAAAUCGUCGAUAUCGAGCGUGGUUUUUCACAAAUUACCCCCGAGUGAGACUCUAUUUCUAGAGUCAACUGCGCGCAUCCAAAAAGACACCAUGCCGUCUUUUAUGGAUUUCCAAGUAUGGGAUUUCCCAGGUCAAAUCGACAUCUUUGAUAACCCAACCUUCGACAUCGAUGCCAUGUUUGGCGAGAUAGGUGCCUUGAUUUGGGUCAUAGACGCUCAGGAUGAUUAUCUAGAGGCAGUAGCCCGCUUGAAUGUGACUAUACUAAACCUCCAACGGACGUAUCCGAACAUCAAAAUCGAGGUGUUCAUUCACAAAGUUGAUGGAUUAUCAGACGACUACAAGUUAGAUAUCCAAAGAGAUAUCACUAUUCGGAUCCAAGACGAACUCUGCGACCACGGGUUUGAAAACGCGCCGGUCACUUUUCACUUGACUAGCAUAUACAACCAUAGCAUUUUCGAGGCGUUCAGCAAAGUGAUUCAGAAGCUUAUUCCUCGACUUGGUAUACUCGAAGCGAUGCUUACUAACCUCUGCCGUACUUGUCGUUUCGAAAAAGCCUAUCUAUUUGAUGUUUUGUCUAAGAUAUACAUUGCGACCGACAGCGAACCCGCAGAUAUGGCAAGCUACGAAAUCUGCUCUGACUAUAUUGACGUUAUAAUAGACGUCACAGAAGUAUACGGAAGCUGGCCCCGCACUCAGAAGUACCGCGAAGCUCUGGAAGGCCCGCCUUGGAACCAGAAGAUAGAGGAUCAGGUGGCCUCGGGAUGUGCCGAGAGCUGCAUGGUAUUGAGCGACGGAAACAAACCGAUCAUACUACGUGAGGUCGACAAGUACCUCGCACUAGUUGCGAUCAUGAAGGAAGACAGCUACGACAAGAUGCCACUUGUCAACAUGAAUGUCGAGGUUGUUGUGCAGGGUGUGAAGGAGUUCUUCGAAAUUACGAAGCCAAAAUAA